Messenger RNA from Thunnus maccoyii (southern bluefin tuna), 3668 nucleotides. It is a transcript of the gene inpp5l, whose product is annotated as inositol polyphosphate-5-phosphatase L. The record is from RefSeq and is a predicted model, not a curated record. Gene Ontology annotation, biological process: phosphatidylinositol dephosphorylation. Lineage: Eukaryota; Metazoa; Chordata; Actinopteri; Scombriformes; Scombridae. The coding region runs from base 501 to 1685 and encodes 394 amino acids. The transcript is spliced from 16 exons. Gene Ontology annotation, molecular function: inositol-polyphosphate 5-phosphatase activity.
UAAAACUUGACAUAACAUGAGGAAGACUGUAAUUGAGCGCUCACACUAUCAUGGGGCGGGGCACCGGGCUUCAUAACUGCAACCGCCUGCUACUGCUGAUUCUCUGUGGGUUUGUCAAGGCGGCAGCAGAUGCGCCGUCCAGCCUGGGUUAAGUCCUCUAAGAAGCUACUAGUCCAAUUAUCGGAGGGGAGGCGGAAAUCCACGCAUGCAGGCUUAUUAAACCAACUCACCGCUCCUCUACUCGCCUCUGCGAUGGAUAAGAGCGCCGCCGCGGCGUACGAUGACGACCUGAGACGACAGCCCGCCAUCAGCAAACAAGUUGGACCAGGAGCAACACAGUAUCACCAAUGCGAUGCUGGUGUAUUUUGAGCGCUAGUAGUUACGGUUUUUGGCUCACACUAUAAGCCUUUAUAAGCUCCCCCUGGAGAGUGACUGAAAGGCCCUGGACAGAGCGUCUCUUGGCGACGACUUUCUUCGGACUGUUUGUGAAGCUGAUAAACAUGCAAACAUACGCUGAUGUGCUGCUUGUCACCGCAAAUGUCGGGUCACUCUUUGACAAUGUGGGUGAGAUUCAGAGUGAAUGGUUACAAGAACUGUAUAAGACUAUCCACAGCUACAAGCCGCAGUUCAUCGCCCUGCACUUCCAGGAGGUUGGAGGGAAGGACUACAUGGUCAACAUGGGCCACGCAGAAAAAUUCUUCUGGAGCAUUGAGUCCAGUGAGGAAAUGAAAGACUUUGACCGGGUCUGUAUCUAUGUGGACAACCAGUUCCAAGCAGAAGACAGCUUCACAGCUUUGGGGAGCAUAUACUUCAUCCACAAGACACUGAAAAACAUCUGCCAGUAUGAUUUCAAUGUUAAGGAUUUUAAAGCAGUGUCGGGGAAGAACAAGUAUGUGGGCUCUCUGAACGGGGUCACCACGGUGGAAAAAGAAAAAUUCCCAAAGAAUUUCUGGCCUGAUUUCAAGUGGUCCAGAAAGGGCUUCAUGAGGACUCGCUGGAUCAUACACAACCAAGGACUGGACCUGGUCAAUGUCCAUCUGUUCCAUGAUGCCUCCAACCUCAUUGCCUGCAACUCCAGUCCUUCCAUUUACUCAGCCAACCGCAAAAACGCUCUCAGAUAUGUCAUCAACAGGAUAUCAGACAAUCGCUACACUCCUUUGCCUUUCUUCCUGUUUGGAGACUUCAACUUCCGUUUGGACACACUAAGUCUGGUCCAGCAUCUGUCCACAGCGGCAGAUGUGCAGACAGUGAAGAAGGACAGCAGUAACGAAGUGGAGAAAAUCAUCUGCGAGGAAAAAGACAAUGACCACCAGGUGCUUCUGCAAAUUGAGGAGAAGAUCUUUGCCUACGUGCACCAGGCAGUAUUCAGGGAGGACAACGGCAAAGCACUUUUGAAAUAUGAUAAAGAAGUCACAGCCUUUCAUGAUGUUAUUAGAGAAGAGGAAAUCAAGUUUCCACCCAGCUACCCUUACAGUGAAGAGUACACUAAGCCAACCCAGUACAUGAACACUCGCUGUCCUGCCUGGUGUGAUCGUAUUCUUAUGUCACACACUGCCCAAGAAUUCAUCCACAAUAGUGAUGAUGAUGAGAAGAGCAUUGUUUACAACAAUGUGGGUCCAAAUGUCUGUAUGGGAGAUCAUAAGCCGGUUUUCUUGUUCUUCGCGCUGAAGACAAACGGCCAUUGACUUGGAUCCCUCUCAAUGGUGAGAGAACGUGCCAGUCUACCAGCACCAUCCUCAGAGCUCUGCAUCAGUAUCGGUACCAGCAUGAUGGUUACCCACCACAACCCACCUGUCAGCCAGCCACGAGGCUCGACUCAGCUCGUCCCUGCUGCUGCGAACACACCGCCCUCACAUCAUCUGCAGCCCGGGUGACUUCAACACAGAUUCAUCAGCAGCUGUCAUUUUCAGAUUCUUCUCACUCAUAGAUCUUAAAGCCCCCUGAUCUGAAAGCUCAGAAUGUUCCUGCCUGCAGUCGUGGAGAUUGUUUUUUUGAAUGGGACAAAACGAUGAUGUAAAGACUCAAGUGUGUGUCUUUUACAUGGAAGUGUGAAAACAUAAUGCAAAACAUUGUUACAUUUUGAUUAGAGUGAUUUGAGAUGUUGCAUUUUUUUUUAAAGUAUCAGACAAAUUCCAGCCAAGAUGUCACAAAUGUGUCCUCACUGGCUCCAAAUAAUUUAUGAAAUCCCUCCAGUCAGGCCACUUUGCAGGUUUUCAAUUAGAUAAGCAGGUGAAUUCAACCAGUCAGAGUCCAGUGUCAGUUAACCAUUACCUAAAUUUUAAGAGCAUUAGUGUCAUCAUGAUCCAUAGUGUAUGUAAAAACAAAAUAAUGAAAACUAAAAUUGGGAUCUUUAAAAUCAAGUGUUGGACAUCAGUCCUACUGACUAUGUGUGUUGUGCUUUGAUUUUGUAUUAAAUGGCAUUUUUAGUUCAGGUAUUUAUUUUUUUUAAAGGUGUUUACCAUCACUGUCAGCAGGAUUUUACAUCACAGUAGAGAAAUGCUGCUAAUUCAGUUUCCUGUUGACAUGUUUGGUCAGAUGUCCUCCAUAGAUAAAAACAUCUUUUAUGAAGGAUUUCCUACUGACGUGUUUCUGACGUUUCUCAUACAUGUAGCUACUUCCUCACAGCGGCUUUAUCUAUGUCCGAUGUGAGUCUUUCUUGAUCACAUAACAAAAUUAAUUUCAGAAAGUAUUUUGGUAAAUGUUUAUUAAGUUUUUUUUAGUAUCAGCAUUGUGUAAUAAUGACACUAGACAGUCAGAAAAAAGGCUAUAUACAACAACUAUAGCAGUUUUCAUGUGUUCAUGAACACUGUGGUAGGAGCUGAAUCAGUUAACAGAAUGUUUAUUUACAGUAACAUUAUUUGAGUACCAACCGUACAUUAAUACCAAGUGCUUUAUUCCACAAGCCACAGCUCAGCAGUUCUAAAUUUGUCGAUUUCAGCUCUCCUUACUCACUGAAAGUUUGUCUGUGCUGCAUGGCGUCUGUACAAAAUAUAUUUCCACCCUGUUCUGGUUGGCAUCUACCUUAUUUCAUUGCCAAAACAAUUAUAGUGUAGACCUCACAUGUUUACUUCUAACUGUAGUAAAGUUGUUCACAAAAUACCGUGUAUACCCACACACACCACAGAAGGCACUGUUUGCUUUUGGAUAUCAUUGUUUUUUUGUUUGUUUUUUGUUUGGUUGAUUCAUAGUCUUAUAGCGCCAGUGCUGUAAUAUACUUUUGAUGUGUUUGAUUUUUUUUUUUUGAUCUGGCUUUAAUAAUGACUAAUUGAAAUAAUUUGAAAUAUGUUUGUGGUUUGUUACAUGUUGUAUUUUAAUAUUUCUGAGUGUUUCGUGAAACUUCUUUUGUCUUACAUAACUUGGUGUUGCAGCACACUCCCUGUAUUCAUACAAAAAAUAUUUUUUCAUGCACAAAUUCUCAAAUAUUCACAUUAACUUGGACUGUCAGUCAUGUUUGUACAAUGGGACUGAAGGCUUGCCGUAACAAGAUUAACUUAACAAUAAAAAUCAAGACAGCUUGUAAGUCAUUAACUUUUUAGCAUGUGACAAUGUUGACUAGUCAUGGGAGUGGAGUUCGUUAUAAGGCCAGUAUUACCUUUAGAUUAACUCUGGUCAAACACUACAUAUUGCGAUAUUUCACUUUUGUAAAUAAAAUAUUACCCUCAUAAACA